Vigna umbellata (rice bean) is the source of this 1475-nucleotide messenger RNA. Its product is annotated as SWIM zinc finger family protein / mitogen-activated protein kinase kinase kinase (MAPKKK)-like protein. The record is from RefSeq and is a predicted model, not a curated record. Gene Ontology annotation, molecular function: zinc ion binding; ubiquitin protein ligase activity. NCBI's taxonomy places the organism in Eukaryota, Viridiplantae, Streptophyta, Magnoliopsida, Fabales, Fabaceae.
CUUCUUCUUUUUCUUUUUUGCAUUUUAUUAAUAUGCACAAAACCAAUCUCACUGUGACCAAAUUGCGCAGCUCUAACUUCGUAUGUUAUUUGUGGUCAGCGAGAAUUAUUUGUCAGAAGAGAAAAAUUCCUGACUGAAAAACAAGCGAGUAGAAGAGACUCUGGUCCCACUUUGUCACUAUAUCCAAUCAAUUCGAAGAGCAGAUUCACUAGAGUGUAAGCAUUUGUAAUAACUUGACAAGUAUCUGGAUCUGUUCUUAUACUUUAAACAAACUGCAUAAGAACUCCUCAUAGGAAGUCAAGAUAGUAUGGUAGAAAUUUCAUAGGUGUUAGUUAAUCUUAUGAUGAUGAAGUAAAGAAGAAAGUGUGCAUUGUACGUAUGAGUUGCAGGUUUUGGGGUGAAUUGCUAAAGCGUGCUGCAUGGUUUACCACCAUUGUAGGGAGAAAAGGGAAGUUGGCAAGUAAAGGUUUGGAAUUGUACACAUUACAAAAUUCCCUGCCCCAUCAUCCAUUCUUAUUCCUUCACGUGUCCCCCAAAACUACACAACGAAUCCCAGCCACACCUCUUCUACAUAACCCUCCACCAACAACAUAUUCUCCUUAUCCUAACCAACAACCUUAAUUUCCCUCUUUCCUUUUCAACAAUGGAAUCCCAUGCCUCCAAUUCAAACUCUCAUCCUAACCAUAAUAACAACCACCACCACCACCACCCGCCUAGGUUCAAACCCAGCCAACCCAUCUCCGACCGAAUAGUCCGUGCCCUCCGCCACCGUCUCCGCCUCCUCCACCGUGCCGGCUCCACCUUCUUCAUAUUCGGUGCCACCGGUAACGUCUACACGGUCACCCUCUCCUCCACCCCCUCCUGCACCUGCCCUGAUCGUACAACCCCAUGCAAGCACAUUCUCUUUGUUUUCAUUCGAGUUCUGGGCGUGUCCCUUGAUGAUGUCUGUCUAAGGAGGAGGACCCUUCGUCCCUGCCAGCUCCAACGUCUCCUCGGCAAGCCCACGUUGCCGGAGGCAGUGGCGGGCGGCACCCUCCGGCAGAGGUUCCACCAACUGUUCUUCGGUGGAGGGUCAAGGAGGCCAAAGAUAGAGACGGAGGAGGGUGCGACGUGCCCGGUUUGCCUUGAAGAAAUGGAGAAGGAGCAAAAGCUGGUUGCAUGUGGGACAUGUCGUAACCCUGUUCAUGAAGAGUGCUUGAUGAGGUGGAAGAGAACAAGGGGAAGAAGAUCGGCUAGUUGUGUGAUUUGUAGAGCAAGGUGGAGGGAUACGGCGGAGCAAGAUCAAUAUCUGAACCUUUCUGCGUAUGUUAGUGAAGAUGACAUCGGAGAACCUGCUGGGGGGCUCUGCACUGGCUGAGUUUCAUGUACAUAUAAUAUAAUGUUUGAUGUGUGGUUAAAGAAUCAUAAUCACAAUUAACUGAAACUGUUUAUGUUGAAACUAUGAUUAGUCAGAAUACUUGUGUAUUGUUUCUGUA